This is a messenger RNA of Zychaea mexicana, 979 nucleotides long. RefSeq lists its product as uncharacterized. The transcript is spliced from 7 exons. The record is from RefSeq and is a predicted model, not a curated record. Lineage: Eukaryota; Fungi; Mucoromycota; Mucoromycetes; Mucorales; Lichtheimiaceae. Bases 105 to 719 code for a protein of 204 amino acids.
CAACAAAUCGUUGAAUCCUUAGUGUCAAUUACCAGAACCAUUAGCGACAAUUACCAUAACCAUAGCAACAAUUCGUUCAAUACUUAGCGACACUUAUCGAAAUUAUGGAUAACAACUACCAAGGAUACACUGAGCUAUGUGGCUACGUUGCUGGUGCUGAUACACCAACGCUAGCAGGCUUUGUGGACAAGAAUAAAGCACAGAUAGGUGCCUGGAGUCAAUCGACUAAAGACUGGACUGGAAUGGCAAGCGUGUGGUCGCGUCGAUUUGUCCACAGCGUUAAGUAUUUGCGCCCACAUAUUGAAACAAACACACGCUGCGAUCCACUUAUUUGGCAAGAAAUCCUCGCUCUUCGUGUUGCAAAGGUAAAGUAUCACGUUGAAGCAGUAAAAACAGCAACGGCAGCAGCAGAACCGGCCAAUGAGGCUAUUCGAAGCGUCCUUCUUGUUGGUUCUUCCGCGACAACAAAAGAAGUUCCUGAUGACGACCUUGAAUCCGCCAAAUCAUUACCUAGUAUCGAUGAAAAUCCGAAGAAGCUAUACAAAGACCGGUUUGAAGUGUUUCCCUUGGACCUUGACCGAGAAAUCAAAGAUCGUGCUGAUCGGUGGAUCGCUUCAAACAAUGUCGAUAUAACCAAGUUGCUCGAGGCCUAUCAAAAAAGAUCUAUUAGCGAAAACAAAAAAACAAACAAAACCAUUAGCAAUAUUCGAGCAUUGUAAGUAGCUUUUUUAUUAUUGCUCGAUCAUUAUUGUUUUCGUUUUAGCGUACCUUUGACUAUAUGAUAUUCUUACAUAGGAGCCUCUGUUGCAUCUUUUUCUUCGGCCUCAAGGAAUCGGUGGUAACCGUCAAGGAAGACGAAUUGCUUCGCAACCAAUGCAAGCCAGAUUUACCAAGUGUGUUGCCAACGUGGGCGAGCGAUAUCGAACAGCUGUCACAAGACAAAGAAACAGACAGCUGGGAUAUAAAGCAAAGAAUACAC